Diutina rugosa is the source of this 2346-nucleotide messenger RNA. It is a transcript of the gene DAL81, whose product is annotated as Dal81p. Gene Ontology annotation, cellular component: nucleus. Gene Ontology annotation, molecular function: zinc ion binding; DNA binding. Gene Ontology annotation, biological process: DNA-templated transcription. NCBI's taxonomy places the organism in Eukaryota, Fungi, Ascomycota, Pichiomycetes, Serinales, Debaryomycetaceae. The record is from RefSeq and is a predicted model, not a curated record. Bases 1 to 2346 code for a protein of 781 amino acids. The transcript has a single exon.
AUGUAUGACGAGAAAUCCUAUUGGGAGCAAGCGGGCGACAUUUUCUCCAACCUCGGCUACGAUGAUCCAGCCGCUCACGACUUGUUGGCGGUGGCCAAGCUCGACGUCGACGCCGCCGUGGUACCGUGUUCCCAGUGCCACCACUUGGACGUCAAGUGCAUUCCGCUCAACCCGAGCCAGUGUGUCGAGUGUGAGCGUAACCACCGCCAGUGUUCGUUUAUCCACGCCAACCCCAAUACGACUACCCCUCACCCGCGGCAGAAACGACAAAAGAUCGACCAUCCGUCGCCGCUAGGUAGCGCCGAGACGACGCCGCUAUCGAUGACGGCGCCGCCGCCGCCGACAAGCCAGCCGUCGUCGCAAUCGGCGCAACCGGCGCCGCCGCCCAUGCUUCUGAAUACCCGCAAACGAGGCUACAGCCAUACCACCCACCCCAUGCAACAGCAGCAUCAGCAACAACAACAACAACAACAACUGCAACUGCAACAGCAGGCGCUACCGCGACACGCCAGUCCGUCGCCCAACCCACAGUCGCAGACGAGUUUCCCGAAACUGUCGUUCUAUAUCGGCGCGACGCUGAGCGCCUACGACCCGCUGGUGGUAGGAGCAGUGUUUCGAGCUAAAGAGCUGAGCCAUACCCGUGAGCGCAUCCAGCGCAUCGACUUAGUGGAUAAUAACCCUGCGGAUGGUCGCGGUCCUCGCAGCGACGCUCUGCUCCGGAAAGUGGCGCCGCUGGUCCACUUCAUCCUCAAAGAUGACCAGACACCGCAACUGUUUGCCCAGCUGACUCAGGAUGUCGAUACCGUGGAGAAAUUGGUGACGCCGCACGGACCCAAUUUGGUCAACUUAUAUUUCAGAGUGGUGCACCCGACCUACCCAAUAUUGCACAAACAGGUGUUUUUGGAGAAAUAUCAACGCAGCCAUCGCGAGUUUUCGGCGCCGUUAUUGGCAGCAGUAUACGCGUUGGCGAUUCAGUGGUGGGACCAUGAUCCUCAAUUAAACCAGUUCCCGCGACCCGAUGUGGAAAAGUUACUAAAAGUGGGGCUGACUAACUUCUUUUUGGAAGUGUUAAAGCGACCAAAGCUCUCAGCCGUACAAGCGGGGCUAUUAUUGCUUCAGUGUAAACACAUUGUUGACCACCGCAAACUGACUAAUGUUGAGGCGCGCAACGCGGAUUAUAGCGACUGGGUGCUUUGUUCUCAAGUGGUGGCCCUCAGCGAGGAGAUGGGGCUCGGGCUCGAUUGCAGUGGCUGGCAGCUCCCCAAAUGGGAGCGGUCGCUCCGUAAACGGCUUGCCUGGGGGGUAUUUGUGGAAGAUAAAUGGCUCGCGUUGAAGAACGGGCGACCGUCACAUAUUCCUGGAUAUAAUUGGGCGGUUCCGUUAAUUAGUGAGAGUGAUUUCCCCGAGCGACAAGGACGGCUAAAUCUGGCAACUACGCCCCAUCUGGAAGCGCUGCCAAUGUCAGUAGGGUCGCCGUCGCCCGAUAUCGAGGCCGGUAAAAAGAUCUUUGUCCAAUUCGCUCUGCUUUCACGGAUAUUGGGCGAUAUCUUAACCGAGUUGUACCUGCUUCGCGCCAUGCAAGAGAUCACGGGUCUAUCACAAGUGCUCAAUGUGGCCAAACCGUUACAAAUCAGGCUCAAAGAGUGGUACCAAGAGCUACCCCAGGAGCUCCAGAUGAGCGCCGUGCUCCCGCAAAAGCUCUGCGCCAACGGCACCCUCCAGCUCGCGUACUUCGCCACCGAGCUCACGUUGCACCGCAAAAUCAUCACCAUCCUUUGGCAGGAACAAAAAGGCGGCAACCAAGUACCCCCGCAAUACGUCACUGCCUGCCACGACGCCGCCAAGACGCGGUUGACGGGGCUGAUUAAGUUUGUCCAGGAGCUCAAGCCGCAGCACAUCCACCUGUACUGGCACCUGUGUCUGGCGGCCAACUUCACGUUGAUCGGGACGUUUGCGGCGUUGUUGUACUGUCUGGCGCCGCUGCCCCAGGACCGGGACUUCUACCGGAGCCAGGCCAACCACUACCGGUACGUGCUCAAGGUGUGUUCACGAGGGUUUGAUCAGGCGGGCCAGGCGCUUGCCGAGAUCAAAUUGAUGUACAACCAGAUCCCCGGGCUAGGCGACGACGACUACCCGGUACCGCCGCCGCAACCGGGGCCGCCGCCGCCGCCGCCGCCGCCGCGCAACCGGCUCGACCGCAGCCGCCUGGAGAUGCUGGCGGCCACCGAUAAUUCUUUUCUGUUUCAAAUGGGGGACAUGCCUCAUCAGGGCAAAGGCCAUCUGGACAUGCUGCCGCUGGAGCUUAUCCGCCAGCAGAUGGAUGUGUACGACAAGAGCCCCCACUAA